Molecule: messenger RNA, 1152 nt
Organism: Perkinsus marinus ATCC 50983
Lineage: Eukaryota; Perkinsozoa; Perkinsida; Perkinsidae
Exons: 1
Coding region: 1-1152 (383 amino acids)
Source: RefSeq, a predicted model, not a curated record
AUGUCCAUACCAUCUUCCUCUCGAUUCCUGACGCUACAUGAGAAGGCUACGCAGGAGAGCCGAUCCCUCCUAGGCAGUGGGGAGUUCGAGGAGAGUCCAGGCAUUGGAAAGAGUGAAGCUAUCAAAGAGCAGAAUGAAGUCGCCAGCCUCCAACUUGUGGCCUUUGAUCCGGAAUGUAUCGGCUCCAAGGAUAGCGAGCCAGUAUCGCAGAGUGGUACAGGGAUGAUGGAGGGCUUGGACCGAGGCCCCCUAUCGAUGAUACCGGAGGAGGCUGAGACUCACGGUGCUGGAGGCGGCUCUCUGUGCUUUAAUUCACCCAAGAAAAUCGUGGUGAAUCCUGGUAGGAAGACGCCGUCCUUCAAAUUCAGCGACGACAGCACUUUACGAGAGUCGGAUGAUAUCUCGGAUGUCCCGCUUCAUACGGGCUCACGUUCGUCCUCAUUGGGAGAUCCUUGGGCUGCUAAUUUCGGAGUGGUCGGACGGGGCUCGGGCUCAUCUACGUUGGAGGCGCUGAUUGCCGAGGGAGAGUCUUUGCUCAGCUCUGAGGAUCGCUCAGCUCAUGUUAAUAUGGUCCGCGCUACACCAGUGUUCGGCUCUGGACGGUCGAGUGCCUCGAUAUCGAUCGAGAUGAAGGGUAGCACAAAUGUCCAGGCUAACCCCAGUAAUGGGGUGAAGGUCGAGGUGGAGGGGGAAGAGAGAGAGAACCCCCCAGGUGGUGUGGCGCACAACACUAUUGCUGAAGACGAUUCAUCGAGGGAAGCGACCUUGGGGAAGACCGAGCAACAUCUGCAUAGGGAAUCCUCGCUUAGUGCAGGGAUUGUGGUCGCCACCCCUGACACUGCUAAGUAUGAGGGCCCUAUAUCGUAUGAAAGUGAUGCGCGCCGCGUUGGGACUAGUGAGAAGCCGCGUAAGCCUGUGAGCGCUGUGAACUUAAAUGACAAGGAGAACUACGGUGGGAGUGGCAAUUUAUCCAUCCCCGAUCGAGAUGGCAGCGACAGCAGUAUCUUGGUGCUGGCCUCAUGCAAGCCGCCGGACAAGCACCGGUACGGUGGCCGUCGGCGUAGUCCUGAUGCCCUUAAAGUGCCUCUUGAAGUGAGUAACGUGAUCACUGUGACAGUGAUGAUUGUGCUUAGACCCACGACCUGCAAUUAA